AUGUGGCAAGCUGCCCAGCAUCCACUGGCACUUCGAGGCCCACGCACAUUACGCCCCUGCACCGGCAGAAGCUUCAAGCGCUUCUUCAGCACCGAUCGAGGUAAAGAUGUGACGGGGGUCAAUUAUGGAAAGCAAAUUGCGAAUCUAAACAUUUUGCGACGUCACUCAAGACGCCCACUGACCUUGACGGAGAAGCUCAUAUAUAGCCACUUGAUCAACGAAGGAGACCGACAGUGGGACUUGGAACGGAUUGAUCGCGGCAAGACUAUUCUUGCACUGCGACCAGAUCGCAUUGCUUGCCACGAUGCGACCGCGACAAUGGCCCUCCUGCAAUUCAUCAGCGCAGGACUUCCACGUGUCGCGACACCAACAACCAUUCACAGUGAUCACUUAAUUAUUUCGGAGAAAGGCGCGGAAGAGGAUUUGAAGCGCGCGGAGUCUGAACACGCCGAGGUAUACAAUUUUCUUAGCAGCGCAUGUCGGAAAUAUGGGAUUGGAUUUUGGAAGCCGGGUUCAGGCAUCAUUCAUACUGUGAUUUUGGAAAACCAUGCCGUGCCUGGAGGAUUGAUUAUUGGAACUGAUUCUCAUACCCCGAACGCUGGUGGUCUGGGAAUGAUGGGAAUUGGUGUUGGUGGCGCCGAUGCCGUCGAUGCAAUGUCUGGCAUGCCCUGGGAACUGGUUGCCCCGAAGGUCAUUGGAGUUCGACUGACAGGCCUACUGAAAGGGUGGACAUCAACAAAAGAUAUCAUCUGCAAGAUCGCGGGCAUUCUUUCUGUAUCUGGUGGAAAGGGCUCAGUGAUUGAGUUCUUUGGCCCCGGAACAGAAACACUAGGUGCAACUGCAAUGGCAACAAUAUGCAAUAUGUCUGCAGAGAUAGGUUCCACGUCCUGCAUCUUCCCUUACUCCGACUCCAUGGGCCGCUAUCUUUCUGCGACCAAGCGAGAAUAUGUGGCGAGGUCCUCCCGUCAAGUCAAGGAUGUUCUGUUGACGGCAGAUGAAGGAUCGCAUCAUUAUUACGAUCGGCUGAUUGAGAUAGACCUCGACAGUCUCGAGCCUCAUAUCAAUGGCCCAUUCACGCCGGACCUAGCGCAUCCAAUCUCCCAGUUGAAAACUGAACUUGAGAAGCAAGAUUGGCCCAUUCAGCUAAGCCAUGCUAUGGUCGGAAGCUGUACAAAUAGCUCCUAUGAAGAUCUCGACAAGUGUCGGCACCUUGUGGUACAGGCCAAGGCUGCUGGCUUUUCCAAAUUCAAAGUUCCCUUUCUUCUAACUCCUGGAAGUGAGCAGAUUCGUGCCACAGCUGAGGCUGAUGGCAUCUUGAAUGAAUUAAGAGCUGCAGGAGCUGUGAUUCUUAGCAGCUCGUGUGGACCGUGUGUCGGCUCCUGGGACCGCAAGGAUGUGGAUGUGAAGGGCAAAGAGAAGAACUCUGUCAUUUCCAGCUUCAAUCGCAAUUUUAUUGGCCGCCAUGACAGUAAUCCAGCAACUCACUCCUUCGUGACUUCGCCAGAAAUGGUUACGGCUUUCGCUUAUUCAGGGCGUCUUGAUUUUAACCCUUUAACGGAUUUUGUGGAAGACUCAUCCUUCAAGUUUGCUCCUGCGCUCGCACAUGAUUUGCCGGUGCAUUUCGAAACCGGCUUAGAUUCCUUUCAAGAUCCACCGUCCGAUGGCUCUUCUCUCUCCGUUGUGGUGGAUCCUCGAUCUGACCGUCUCCAACUUCUCAAGCCGUUCCCGAAAUGGCAACCAGGCCAUGCUACUGAUAUGCAGGUACUGAUCAAGGUCGCUGGGAAGUGUACCACCGACCAUAUUUCGCCCGCGGGUCCAUGGUAUAAGUACCGUGGCCAUCUCGAAAACAUCAGCAACAAUAUGCUUACUACUGCUACGAAUGCGUUCCUUCCAAAUCUCCCCCGGACGCUAGGUCACACAAGGCACCCUCUGACUGGAAAAGUAGAAGCGGUACCAACAGUGGCACGCGAUCUACAAAGACAGGAAGUCCGCUGGUGUAUUAUUGGAGAUCACAACUACGGGGAGGGUAGCUCACGCGAACAUGCAGCCCUCGAGCCACGUUAUCUCGGGGGAACUGCAGUUAUUGCGCGCUCCUUUGCACGUAUCCACGAGACCAACUUAAAAAAACAGGGAAUGUUGCCGCUCACAUUCCAAGAUAUGAAUGACUACAAUCUUAUUUGUGAGGGUGAUAUUAUCACGCUGGUUGGUGUCGAGCAUGGGGAACUUCAUCCUGGAAAGUCUGUCACCAUGCGAGUACAGACAAAGGACGGCAAAGCAUGGGAAACCCAGCUCAGCCACAGCUAUCAUGAUGGUCAAAUUCCUUGGCUUCGUGCAGGAAGUGCAUUGAAUCAUAUUAAAAGGACUUUGCUUUGA
Messenger RNA from Penicillium macrosclerotiorum, 2373 nucleotides. RefSeq lists its product as uncharacterized. NCBI's taxonomy places the organism in Eukaryota, Fungi, Ascomycota, Eurotiomycetes, Eurotiales, Aspergillaceae. Gene Ontology annotation, cellular component: mitochondrion; cytosol. Gene Ontology annotation, molecular function: aconitate hydratase activity; 4 iron, 4 sulfur cluster binding. The transcript is spliced from 2 exons. The record is from RefSeq and is a predicted model, not a curated record. Gene Ontology annotation, biological process: tricarboxylic acid cycle. Bases 1 to 2373 code for a protein of 790 amino acids.